This is a messenger RNA of Letharia columbiana, 324 nucleotides long. RefSeq lists its product as uncharacterized. Bases 1 to 324 code for a protein of 107 amino acids. Lineage: Eukaryota; Fungi; Ascomycota; Lecanoromycetes; Lecanorales; Parmeliaceae. The record is from RefSeq and is a predicted model, not a curated record. The transcript has 2 exons.
AUGGCCCUCCCAGAUCUGCACUCCAUCAUAUACCAUCUCAAAUUCCAAACCUUCAUACCUCCCUCUACUAAGUGGACCAUCUAUAAUCAGGUUCUCCCAACCCAACACCAACGCUCAGAUCAGCCUGGCCCAACUCAACUGCCGCCCAUAACAUGCGCCGAGAUCGUGUUCGGCACUUACUGCGAUAGCAUCGAGGAAAGAGGUGAAGACGUCAGCCGCCUUAAUGCGCACGCUGUCAUAUUUGUAGGUGAUUUUGAACUUGCUGUGGGUUGGAUCGAUGGUGAUUCCCGAGUCGGCGGUAAGGGUGACGUUUGGUGGAAGUAG